UUCCCGUGCCGCCCAGCUGAUGGCGGCCAGACCGGGCCUGCUGCUUCCCGUCGUCAGUAGUCGGGCUGUGGAGCAGCAGCAGCAGCCGCCAGCACAGACGCCGCUGUCACCUUCGGCGUUAGCGUCAGCAGCCAGCAGUAGCGAGGACAUUAUUAUUAUGAUGAUGAUGAUGUGUUUGCGUGUAGGCAGUGUUAAACUGAAUAACGACGUUCAUGGGCAUGGGUUGUUAUUGUGGCUUUAACAGCGCUGUCGUGAUAAGUAUAAUUUAUAUAUCGUGUUAGGUUUAUUAACGUGUACUGUUGUUGCUAUUAUUACUCCUACCACGACUGUUAUUGGUGUUUUGUUUUUGUGGAUCGGAAUGAGCUCCGGAGUGAACAAAAACACGAAUGGCUCCUCGGCCUCACCGACCAAGCCAGCGCCGUCCACCACCGUCUCAACAUCGACAUCAGCAAUAGCUCCACCGUCCUCGGGCGGCAUCACCUCCACUGGCCGUGGCUCCAGCGGCCAUCAUCAUCAGCAGCAGCAACUUAAGCAGAUCCUCCAACCCUCGGGCACAUCGACAUCGUCUCCAGGUGCUGCUGGUGGUCGUCCCAGCAGGACCCAGCAGCAGCAGCAGCAGCAUCAAGAAGGAAUCCCCGUGGCUGGAGCAGCGACCACCCAGCAGACAUCACCGUGGGGCCCGCCUUGUCACGAACGCUACGCCUGUGGGGGGGCCGCCCUGGCCGAGAUCGAAUGUGACGAGUGUGGCUCCUUGCAGUGUGGGGACUGUUCCACCUUGCUGCACAACCAGCCCAAGGUAGCCAAUCACGACCGGCGGCGCCUCGUGCCUCCACUGCAGCCAGGGCGCCCUGCUGAGGCCACCCCAUCUGCUGCUGCUGCUGCUGCUGCUGGUGGUGGUGGAACUGCUGGAGCCGUGGCGACUGCAGGACCUGGAGGGUGGCAAGGCCCUGCGCCUUGCGAGGCCGAAUCGUGCCGGCCGCGACAGAGGGCCACCAUACGCUGUGAGCCGUGCGCUGUCAACAUUUGCCGCGCUUGUGCCGACAAGGCGCACAACGGACGAAAAAAGCACAGCCUGGUGGCGUUGGCUGGCCGUGGGCGGCUGGACGGGCCCAUGGAGCAGGAGGGAGAUAUGGCCAGGAAGAGCCGGAUGAAUGCGGUGGAUGCGAAGAGCUUCUUGCUGGUGGACGAGACGGAGAGGCUGCAGAUCUCCUCAGAGCAAGAGCUGAUUGAGAAGCUCAGUUGCCACGCGGAAGACCUGCUCAAGGUGGUGUCGAUCAUAGGCAACACGGGCGAUGGAAAGUCGCACACGCUCAACCACACGUUCUUCCACAAAGCCGAGGUCUUCCACACGUCGGCCACGCAGGAGUCGUGCACGGUGGGCGUGUGGGCAGCAUACGACCGCAACAACAAACUGCUCACCAUCGACACCGAGGGGCUCCUGGGUGUCACGGCCAACAGCAGCCAGCGCACGCGACUGCUGCUCAAGGUGAUGGCCGUGUCGGACGUGGUGCUGUAUCGCACACGCGCCGAGCGACUGCACAGCGACCUCUUCAAGUUCCUCGGCAACGCGUCGGAGGCGUACCUCAAGCACUUUACCGGCGAGCUGCGCGCCACGUCGGCCCGCUGCGGCAUGGAGGGCCCCCUUUCCGUGCUGGGGCCCGCCAUCAUCAUCUUCCACGAGACCCAGCACACCAACCUGCUGGGGCAGGGGGAAGGCCAGACGCCUGAGGUCUUGCUGCAGCGCAACUUCAAAGAGCUGAAGUGCACGCCGGAGGCGUUCAGCACGGUGGAGUACGUGGGCACGCGCACCUUCAACCCCCCGACAGACUUUGGCGGACUGUUGAGGGUCAUCCAGUACCGCCUCAAGAGCAACAGCAAUCGCGCCUCGCGCACCCCGGGUGUCAUCUUCAAGGCCCUGGAGGCGCUGAGCGAGCGAUUCAGCGGAGAGAUUCCUGUUGGCGACAUGGCUCGCAGCUCCUUCUUCCCAGACGAGUACUUCACCUGCUCCGCGUCCUGCCUGAGCUGCGGGCUUCGCUGCCGUAACAGCAUGAACCACCACAAGGACGGGGUCCAGCACCUGGCAGAAGGACGCUGCAAGUACAACUACCAGUGCGACAAUCGCGUGUUCACCUGCAAGCAUUGUUAUGAGAAUGGGAAGGAGGUCAUUGUGGUCCCCAAGACAUCGGCUUCAAAUGAAUCGCCGUGGUUCGGCCUCGCGAAGUACGCCUGGUCCGGCUACGUGUUGGAGUGUCCCAACUGCGGCGUGAUCUACCGGAGCCGCCAGUUCUGGUACGGCAACCAAGAUCCCGAGGACACGGUCGUUCGUACGGAGCUGAAACACGUGUGGCCCGGGGCGAACGGCUUCAUCCGGGAGAACCACAACGCAGCGCAGCGGCUGCUGGACGGCGUCAACCUGGUGGCGCAGUCGGUGUCGGACAUUAGCUCGGGCCCGGCGCGCGCCGUCUCCGACUGGCUCACGGACCAGAUUGCGCCGGCCUACUGGAGGCCCAACGCGGUCGUCAUCGCGUGCCACAAUUGCAAUAAGCAAUUCGAGGAGAAGGACACGAAGCAUCACUGCCGGGCGUGCGGGGAGGGCUUCUGUGGCGCCUGCUCGUCCCGCUCGCGGCCCGUGCCCGAGAGAGGGUGGGGGCCCAACCCCGUGCGCGUGUGCGACGCCUGCUUCCAACUCGCCCGGCCCCAAGAACAAAAACAACAGGCGGAGGGGGGCGAGGAAGACGAGUCGGGCAAGGUGAUGGUGCGGAAGGUGGGCGAGGUGGUGCAGAACACGCUGGGAGCCGUGGCCACCACCUUCAACUACCCACUGGGCCUGGUGAAGGACGUGGCGCGGCCAACCUACUGGGUCCCCGACCACGAGAUCACAUCCUGCCAGGAUUGCAACAAGGACAUGACCUCAGGGAAGCUCGCCAAGCACCACUGCCGCGCCUGCGGCAAGGGCUUCUGCAACGAGUGCUCGACGGCGCGACGGCCGGUGCCGUCACGAGGGUGGGACCAUCCCGUGCGGGUCUGCAACACCUGCAGCAAGUGCAAGGGGGAGCUCUGAGACAACCACCACCUCCUCUUACUCCACGAUCCUUUGACUCUAAACCUCUUGACUUCUGCCUUCCUCCUCCUGCUCUUCCCCCUGCCCACUCACAUUCUUGUAACUGUUGGAAGCAAGGGGCGAUGUUUGGUUGAUCCCCCUCCCCAAGUGGAGAAGUCUGGAUGUGUCGUGAGAAUGGUUGUGCGGUGACUUUUUCUGUGUUAAUGCGAUUCAAGAAUCACUGCAGGGAACCCCGUGUUUGGUUUCCAAUACCCCGUAAGACUCGUGCGUGUGUUUCCCCCGUGUAUAAAUAAGGGAAGCCAAUAGAGAUGGAUUCAAUCAGGGGAGUUAAUGAGUCUGCGAAUUAGGUGGCACAUGGUUGCUUUGGGAGUCAACUCAUUGGGGAUGCAUUAGUUGUUUUAGAGUUGUGGUGGAAUAAUUGCAUGGCUGGUUUAUUUGGGAGAUUAUCAUCUUUCUUACGAGGACCAUGACUUUGCUUCCUUCCUAUUGCAGCCCAUCGAUCGCUUGCUAAAGAGGACCGCAGUUGCACAAAAGGUAGAACUGCAGCUCCGCUUAAUUGCAGGGACUUGAAAAUAAUUCUCAGAAUGGAGGACGUCGCUUCGUAUUCAGGGAAGUACCACUGACGUGAUGGAACGUGGCUCUGUAGUGGGCAGGAAGCCAAUGAUGCUUGCUUUCGUGAAGACGGCUUUGUAAUAACUGAAUUUGCUAACAGUUGUUGAGCAGAGUGACCAAGGAUGAUGACUUGGGAGGGUGAUAAUCCCAGUGGAUAGCCAAACAUUUUCAAAAUCACUCACCAUUCACAUUGCCACUGACACUUACCAACUGCAUUUCUUUACCUCUGUCAUCUGCGGUGUGAAGAGAUCUGCCUACUUUUUAUCCAAACCAAACAGCCUCUCUGAGCCGUCGUAUCUUCCAAGUUGUGAGGUUGAUGUAGGUGCUUGCAUCGAUUGCAAUUUAAGCUCUUCCUGUCCUUAUGCGUCGCCUCUCCCUCUGACUCCUCCCUUUUGCAGUUAUGUCUCUUUAGACCAACUUCGCUUUUUCCUUUGUUGGCUGCGACAGAUUAACAUCGGUAUGACUAAGUUUCACACCGUUUUGACACCAGCAGACAGUUGAUGAUCUGUAUACAUGUAAACAAGGAAAUAACAUUAUUUCUACAAAUUGCACUCAUCCUAGGCUCUGGGCACUCUACAAAGCACGAUAAUGCAAUGUGGACAUUUUUACUGCUUGUGCAAAUUGCAUAGACAUAAUGCACAUGAAUCUUAAGUCCAUUUUCAUCAAGAUAGUUAUUCCUAAACUCAAAAUUGCUUUUAUCGGGUGUUGUCACAGACAUUAGAGGUCAGUAUUGUAUCUCCUCCCAUCAUUCACUCAACACUUGCUUUUUCCUGUCUUCCUAAUGUGGAAACAAUAUUGAGACGAGUCAAAUAAAUCAAAUGCGCUUGUACGAGAUAACCUAACAUGUUGUUACGUAGCAAGGGCCGUGGUUUUGUUAUGUAUGUUGAACUUCUUUCGCCCCGUAUGUAGCCAACCGUGCUAAAGUUUAAAUGGAUAUGUAUUAUGUAGUCUAUCAUUGGUGUGAAUGUCUGUUGGCAACCCCAACAAUACAAAACACCACACCCCACAGUGCUGUUCGAGUGAAUGGACAUGCUCGUCAAGUGAUUAGUGUUGGGAACGACUGGCAGGUCAUUUAUCCAGUCGCCAUGGUACCAGGAUUUUUAAAGUACAUGAAUCAUCAUACCAGCAUUUAUUGUUUAAAAUCUGAACUGUGUCAAUUUAUGCAAAUUCUGAGCCAGGUUUUGCAAUGAGUCGACAUCAGCUGUGCCCACUAUGAUGAGCACAAGAUAAUUGUAAUGAUAGCAUUACAUCUUCAAAAUCCAGUCUGGCCCAUGAAGCAAUGUAUUAUGUAUUUAAUGAUUGAUAUUUCUGCUUUCCCGCAUGGUGGACAACUCAGAGUUCACUCUGCAGCUGACCCACCUAUGGGGCUAAUUCAUAAUAUUUUUCGAGUAUCAUUUUAUCUUGUUAUCAACUGCUAACGAGACGCUGAUGAUGACCAUACCAUUUCAGCUAAGCUGUUUUAGAGAAUGGGGGUACAUCUGUGGGUUAUCUGACCUCUAGGAAGUAACUCCUCUCCAUCCCUAUACAACCUCAAGGAUUACAUAUCUAAAGCCUUUAGAGCACAUGCCCAGCGUCCGACCCUGUCAUUGACAAUCCGUGAGCGGCAACUUAGUGUUGGCAUGCGUGUGCUUUGCAUUGCUUUCCCUGUUUAGUAGUUCACAACUUAUGUGCAUAACCCAGGCAAACCAAGCACCACAGGCCGUGGAAGGGAGACUUCAAAUGAUCACAUUUGAAGUUUUAAGACAGUCCUACCUGGACCCAGCAGCUGUUAAGUGGGGUAUAUAUAAAAACCACGCAAAGACCCAUUUUUGCUUGCACAAAUAUUUUAUUUGUGUGUCGUGCUGUCUCGAUGUGGGGACAAGCAAUGGGUUUGCUUCAUUCACUUUAAUUUAGCAGCUCUGCAGUAACUCUUAGCACUAGCUUUCAGAAGACGUAACGUCGGUUUGUGGGAAGUCCCACGAAUCAGGGGCUCUUGUACGAGGUGUGACUGGUUCGUCGUCCAACUUGGUGCUCUUCUCUAAUGAUCAGAUUUCCCUCUGUGACUUCAUCUUGCAAGGACCCCAUGGUCACAGUGUGAUCACGAGCACCACUUCAAUGUCCAGCACGGCAUCACUAUGAUGUAUCGUCAAUCACGGUAAACUGUAAACAAAUUGUAUGUUCUGGAAGCAAUCUCUUUCAUUUGCUUUGGGGGGGGGGGGCUGUGAUUUUGUAAGAUAAUUGUAGUGUAUCUAUAUUAGCGUUCAUGAGGAUGUACUUACUAUAUAUACACAUUGCGUUCUACCUUUGUCCUUUUUCAGGUGAAAUACAAUAAGAUGCAAAUGUUAAGAUAUAAUUACUAUACAACACAAAAAUAAGUUAAUGGUUACGUGCUAUGAAGGCGAGACCCCAGAUUAAGUGGUAAAUGAUACGCACCUUGCAUUGUUAGUGAAUUAGAUUUCCUUUAACACGCGAGUUCCGUUGCGCAAAAAAGGCACACUUUAAAUUAUUAGUGAAAUAUAUGUAAAUUAAUAACCUCUGAAAUAUAUUUGAGACCUUUUGCUGUUUGUAACUUGGAUUUCGAAUUUGCCACUCCUUAUUCAGCAGAAUGAUGAGCCCGAUGACCAAUCUGGGUUACCAGCCAAUACAUUUGUUUUGCCAUCUCAUCCUAGAAUAUCAUCCAUCAGUGCAGCAGAGAGGUGAGCGACAGACUUUUGAAGAAUGUUGAAUCACAGCGACAGGAUGGCAAGCGACGUUGCCGUUACAUUUUCACAAGUGCUGAAUUUUGGUUGUGGCAAUUUCAAUGGUGUGUGUUUACACGAGUAAUGUACCUGUGUAGAUGUUUAUUUUCUCUUUUCAUUUUACAGUUUGUCAUUUAAACAAAAUGUUUAGCUUAUUUUAGUGCUCAUUGUUUAAACCAAUUCAUCAUUCAUCAACUCAAAGCCUAUCAACAACGUGAAACUUUAAACAUUUAACAUUUCCAUCAGCAUGUUUUAAUAAACUAACCUGCAGCCCUGCAUUUCCAUUAUCUUAAUCUUGGGCAAAUUUUUUGUUGUUUGGCAUUAAAAUAAAAAGUGGUUGAUAGGCAUGUAUUUAAAAUCAAGUCCAGCAUUGAAGCUGGAUUCACUGCCAGGUCUCUUCAUGUGUGCCCCCCCAGUUGUAGGUUUAUCAAAUUAGGAUUCUUUUUUCUUCACUGUCAGUAGGUUUCAUGAAUACACCAUCCGUGUUCAUACGAGGUACUGGCAUUGAGCGCAAAAACCUAGCAUUCGGUCACGAAUACUUAAUUUCCUUAUCAACUAAGGAGUUUAAUUUGCGACAAACU
Lethenteron reissneri (Far Eastern brook lamprey) is the source of this 6971-nucleotide messenger RNA. RefSeq names its product zinc finger FYVE-type containing 1 (gene ZFYVE1). Gene Ontology annotation, cellular component: lipid droplet. Gene Ontology annotation, molecular function: GTP binding; phosphatidylinositol-3-phosphate binding; phosphatidylinositol-3,4-bisphosphate binding. The record is from RefSeq and is a predicted model, not a curated record. Gene Ontology annotation, biological process: lipid droplet formation. NCBI's taxonomy places the organism in Eukaryota, Metazoa, Chordata, Hyperoartia, Petromyzontiformes, Petromyzontidae.